AAAGAAGACGAAAAUUCGAGAGCUAUAUAUUUACACGUUUGCACGUACAUGACAUAAUCUUUGUGACAUUUUCAUAAUAUUUUCCAUGCAGAAUGCCAUUUUUCCGAGAUUUCUUCCACAAUUUGUUCGGCAGUGGUGCGAACGACCCAAAAAAUCAAAGAUCGGAUGAAUUUCCACCUUAUAGAGAUCGAUUUAGAAAUCCUAUUUGGCAAAAUGAUGAAGAAGAUGAUGAUGAAUAUGAUAAUGACGGCAGACAUUUUGGUCCCAGACAAGGAUUUCACUUCAAAAUUUUCACAAAUCCUUUUGAAAUGACUCAGUAUUUCGAAUCUCAAAUGGACAGUAUGAUGAAAGAUUUCUUUAAUUUUGGAUUCAACCAGGGACCAGGAAUGAUUCCAUUCGAUGACCAAAAUCUACCUCAAUUAAUGCCACCACCAGAACGUCAACAUAAAAGUUUGAGAGAAGAAUUUCUGAAGCCGGGUUAUGAUUAUUCGUCCUCCAAUCCUGAAGAAAAAGUUGAUAUAGAUUUAGACGGAAAGAUAUCUGCUCAAGAUUUCUCCAAGAUUUGGAAGGAUCCUAAUUCUUCAGAAAAUAUGCAGCUUGACGUUCCACAAAAUAAGUUUAACUUCCAUUCUUUUGGUCAAUCAAUUGUUUCUCAAACAGUAAGACGUCCAGAUGGCUCAAUUGAGGAAAAGAAAACCGUUACUGAUAGUCAAGGAAAUGCAGAGACUACAGUCAGACGUAAAAUUGGAGAUAAAAUUUAUACAGUUAUUACUAAGAGAGAUAAAGAUGGUGUAGAAAGAAAGACAGAAGAGUUUCAAAAUAUAGAUGAACAUGAAGUCCAAAAUUUUGAGAACAAUUGGAAACCUGUUGAGCCAGCGCCAAUUCAACCAGGUAUUUUAUCUGAUUUCCCUUGGCAGAAAUUUGUUGGAUUCAACCCUAAAUUGUAGAGAUUAAAAAAUUAUUUAGAAGAAAAA
This is a messenger RNA of Chelonus insularis, 974 nucleotides long. Its product is annotated as HCLS1-associated protein X-1. Gene Ontology annotation, cellular component: sarcoplasmic reticulum; actin cytoskeleton; apical plasma membrane. The transcript has 6 exons. Gene Ontology annotation, biological process: negative regulation of apoptotic process; regulation of actin filament polymerization. The record is from RefSeq and is a predicted model, not a curated record. NCBI's taxonomy places the organism in Eukaryota, Metazoa, Arthropoda, Insecta, Hymenoptera, Braconidae. Bases 93 to 947 code for a protein of 284 amino acids.